UAGUAGUCUGGGGGACUCGUUCUCCAGUAGUAGUCUGGGGGACUCGUUCUCCGGUCGUAGUCUGGGGGACUCGUUCUCCGGUCGUAGUCUGGGGGACUCGUUCUCCGGUCGUAGUCUGGGGGACUCGUUCUCCGGUCGUAGUCUGGGGGACUCGUUCUCCGGUCGUAGUCUGGGGGACUCGUUCUCCGGUCGUAGUCUGGGGGACUCGUUCUCCGGUCGUAGUCUGGGGGACUCGUUCUCCGGUCGUGGUCUGGGGGACUCGUUCUCCGGUCGUGGUCUGGGGGACUCGUUCUCCGGUCGUGGUCUGGGGGACUCGUUCUCCGGUCGUGGUCUGGGGGACUCGUUCUCCGGUCGUGGUCCGGGGGACUCGUUCUCCGGUAGCGGUCCGGGGACUCGUUCUCGGUCGUGGUCUGGGGACUCGUUCUCCGACUCCGGGACUUUCUCCGCGGUCCGGGGGACUCGUUCUCCGGUAGCGGUCCGGGGGACUCGUUCUCCGGUAGCGGUCCGGGGGACUCGUUCUCCGGUAGCGGUCCGGGGGACUCGUUCUCCGGUAGCGGUCCGGGGGACUCGUUCUCCGGUAGCGGUCCGGGGGACUCGUUCCUCCGGUAGCGGUCCGGGGGACUCGUCCUCCGGGAGCGGUCCGGGGGACUCGUCCUCCGGUAGCGGUCCGGGGGACUCGUCCUCCGGUAGCGGUCCGGGGGACUCGUCCUCCGGUAGCGGUCCGGGGGACUCGUCCUCCGGUAGCGGUCCGGGGGACUCGUCCUCCGGUAGCGGUCCGGGGGACUCGUCCUCCGGUAGCGGUCCGGGGGACUCGUCCUCCGGUAGCGGCGGUCCGGGGGACUCGUCCUCCGGUAGCGGCGGUCCGGGGGACUCGUCCUCCGGUAGCGGCGGUCCGGGGGACUCGUCCUCCGCGGCGGUCCGGGGGACUCGUCCUCCGGUAGCGGCUGUCCGGGGGACUCGUCCUCCGGUAGCGGCUGUCCGGGGGACUCGUCCUCCGGUAGCGGCUGUCCGGGGGACUCGUCCUCCGUCCGGGGACUCGUCCUCCGGUAGCGGUUGUCCGGGGGACUCGUCCUCCGGUAGCGGUUGUCCGGGGGACUCGUCCUCCGGUAGCGGUUGUCCGGGGGACUCGUCCUCCGGUAGCGGUUGUCCGGGGGACUCGUCCUCCGGUAGCGGUUGUCCGGGGGACUCGUCCUCCGGUAGCGGUUGUCCGGGGACCUCGUCCUCCGGUAGCGGCUGUCCGGGGGACUCGUCCCUCCGGUAG
Molecule: messenger RNA, 1261 nt
Organism: Oncorhynchus gorbuscha (pink salmon)
Lineage: Eukaryota; Metazoa; Chordata; Actinopteri; Salmoniformes; Salmonidae
Product: cell wall protein IFF6-like
Exons: 4
Source: RefSeq, a predicted model, not a curated record